CCAAGACCUGCCGGUGAACGUUUGAACCGUGACUUUUACUACGGUUUAGACGUAGUAGAACACUGACCUCUCCUCCAGCUUGGGGUCCCUGCCAGCGGUACUGGUACUACUGUACCUUGAAGUCGUGUUUGUCUCGAAGAAACUGUUCUUCUCACUGUAGUGCUCCGGUGGUCCAAAGCGACUGAAUCACAAACGUGCACUAUAACACUUAUGAAAUGGCUGAAGUGAUGGACCUAGCACACUAUCUGAUGCCUGGCACAGAUGAGGCAUUCUAUAUUCCUGACUUCGUCUCAGCGGAGGAAGAAGAGCUUCUCAUACGGAAGAUCCACGAAUCACCUCUCCCAAAGUGGAAGCAGCUGGCUAACCGACGACUGCAAAUAUGGGGGGGCGGCAUGACCGCCAAGGGAGUCCUCAUACCUGAGGAGAUGCCUUCGUUUGUCAAGCAAUAUCCAGACAUCAUCGGACGCAUCAAGGCUACCGGCGCAUUCCAGUUAUCACCGCAUGGGGCACCGAAUCAUGUCAUAAUGAACGAGUAUCUCCCAGGCCAAGGCAUAAUGCCACACGAAGACGGGCCCGCAUACCACCCAGUCGUGGCGACUCUUUCGCUAGGCUCCCACUCCCUCUUUCACUACUACCGCUACAAGCCGUCCUCAACCACCGAAUCCCCCGAUCCGACCGACCCGUCCGGCAACCAAGGGCGUGCAAUUGACCCCGAUCCCGUCUUCUCCGUCUUCCUCGAGCCCCGGAGUCUAGUCAUCACCCGCUCUUCGCUCUACCAAACUCACCUCCAUGGUAUUGACGGCGUCCACGCGGACGUCUUCCCCCUGCCCACGGACCUCAAGUCGGGCGGCGCCGCAUACAUCGCCAAUGUGGAGAUGCUCAAUAACGCGACGACGCGGGAGCUCGUGGCAAAUGGGGGGACGCUCGAGCGCGGGGCGAGGUACAGCCUGACGUGCAGGGACGUCGCGCGCGUCGCCAGUGGGCUGCCGGGCGUGAAACGGUAGCCGCUGAUCCUCUUCACCGCCAUAUUACCAGAGGCUGUCCUGUGCAAGAGCUUAAGCCUGCUAUAUGACUUUAUGUAGUUAGGCAGCAUGGGAACGGCAAAGUAUAUCUAAUGUCAGUGGAGCAUGGUGGGC
Messenger RNA from Fomitopsis serialis, 1136 nucleotides. RefSeq lists its product as uncharacterized. The record is from RefSeq and is a predicted model, not a curated record. The coding region runs from base 216 to 1004 and encodes 262 amino acids. Lineage: Eukaryota; Fungi; Basidiomycota; Agaricomycetes; Polyporales; Fomitopsidaceae. The transcript has 9 exons.